AUAUGGAUGCAAUUUUAAGCCAGAGAUAUGCCAGCUGCAGGUUAAUCCUAGGGGUGUGAUAGGGGCAAUAGGGGUUAAUGCUCGUAAAAUGCUCGUUCUGUGGCACUACCACGCAUGUUGUGUGUAAUGGUUGGUUGUUGUAGUGGUUCUUUAUUCUAUGGUAGUGUCGUGUGUCGUGCUCCACCUGUUGCCUAGGUAGUUUUAAAAUGAGCUCGACGUCGCUUAGUAAACGUCUGAUAGUGAAAGACUCUAGAAAGAUUUUGCGUGCGAUAUUUCCUGUGCUUAAGGAGAAGACUGAAGAUAUCAAAGACAUUACUGAGAAGCUGAAGCUGGUAUUCAACCAUGAAUUGGACAUUCGACUUCAGGCCUAUGGUAUUAAUGUUGCUGCGAUUGGGCAUUUGGAGGCUUCUGCAAGAGGUGUGAUUGGUUACUCUGUGGGAGCAAGCAAAACUGCAUUACGGUGGCUGAGACUUUCCAACAGGCAGCAAACGGCAUCAGCGAACAUGAGGGACAAGAAAGGAGACCGAGACUAUCACAAGAAGUUUGUUGUCAAGGGAUGCUUUGGUAUUGAAACGAGCACUUAUAAUUCUCUGGGAGAAGUUGUUGGGAUAGCUCCAUAUGAUCACAUAACAGAAGAAAAGUUGAUGCAGAUGUUCCCACAGUUCCUUGGUCAAAUCAAACAGGCAGUCAGCCCUAUUGAUGGGCCUUUGCCUCAGUCGGAGAACCAGCCCAUACGAAACCAUGUUGCCGUCAUGGAGCAUCUGGCCAUUUGUCAUAGCAUCAGCUGUACUGCGCUUAAUCUGCCUCACUUUUCACUAGAAAUAGUGUGCGGGCCGGGCUUUUCACCUCGAGUAUUUGUGCACGACUUGGGAAAAGUAUUGGGUAGCUGUGCUCAUGUGACACACAUGGAGUUGACACAGUACGGUCCCUUCACACUUGAGCAUGCACUGCCAAGCUACAGAUGGACAUGGGAAGAAGCCAGAAUGACAUCUGAGAAGCUGCAUAGCCUCUGGUCUGCCCAUAUUGAAGAUGUUCGAAGGGAAAUGAAGGACAAAGCUGACCACUUCAAGAAUGUCGCGAGGUACUUUUAACACAAAUUGGAAAUUCACAGGCUUACAAUAAAUUAUGUUACACUGAUUUAUCAAAUGUACAGGUUUACAAUAGGGUUACACUGAUUUAUCUUCAGCAUGUAUUUUCUCUUUGCUCCCUUUAUUAGUCUUCAAAAAGAAGAGAGAGGGAAGAACAGGUAUGAAUACAAUUCACAUUUUGAGUUUAACGAAAGAUUUGGUAUCUUUCUUUGCAAAGAAAAUUGUGCUAACAAUGCAGAGCUUGCAAUCCCCUGCUAACUCAUAUUUGGCAUGUUGUAUGAGAAAUAUACAUUGCAAAUGAUCCAUUGCAAAUGUCUCUAGCCACCAUUUUUAUUUGCUUGAAAUCUUUUCAUGUCAUUGCCUCAUAACUGGGAUGAACAGAUGCCCAGGCAUUCCUGUGGCACACAAAAAAAUUACAGCAUUCAGACAUUUGCAGACUUGCAUACAUAGUGUGUAUAAUUUUACACACUGCUGUUUUGCUCAGAUUUGAUUGCAAGCACUAGUGACUUAAUAUAGUAAACUCUCUUUAAACAGAACAUCAAGAGAGCAGAGUUAAUUGGUUGCAUUUAUCAGGAGUUCUAUUUACUGAGAGACAAAGCUGAAUACAAUUGCAUGAAUACAAAACUAACCAACCAUGAGGAUAGUGUUACGUUUAAGUGGCACUUCCAUUUAAGCAAUUUCCAUUUAUUGAGGUUCCAUUGUACUUUCUAGCAAGCAUCCAUAAAUAUUUAGAGCCAAAUUAUGGGUACAUUGGAGUAAACUAUACCAGUUUCUGGGAUUUCCAAGUUUCACACUGUUUACUAAAGCAUUCUAAAAUUAUAACUGCAAGCGUUUUCUUUGGCAGACUUAGUAUUUCUACAGCAGUAUAUUCAGUGCAUGAAGGCACAUCACCUAAUUUAAUGACCCUUACUUGCAUGGAGAGCAUAACACAUAGGCUGAGUUGUUUAAGCAAGGCCAGCAGCCAGCAUAGGACAAUGUGAUCUUCAUGUUUAAAAAAUCUAUUGACAUAAAAUACAGUCAACUGUGUCAUUGCUGGUCCUGUUUUGUGGACAGACAAGGAAAGCUGUUAAAUUCAGGCUUUUUUAAAAGCAUUAACACAAGCCGAAUGACUGCUUCAGAAGUACUUCAGAAGUACUGCUUCAGAAGCGGUACUCUUUUGGCAUUGGUACCAGAGUAUUGCUAGACAAGCAGGGUGCUAAAUGAUUUGCCAUUGGCGUUGCUGUAAUUAAUGAGGUUGUGCCUUACUGGAAGCUUUUGUGCAUUGCAUGGUUGCUUUUUGUACAACAUGACUGCGCUCUGUGAAUGAAGGUGUGAGCACUGCAUGGUGAAACAAAUGAUGCAAAAUAAAUAACAAAAGGCUCACAGUUUCACAGCAAUUUUUUUUUUAGGUUUGUCUCUUGUCAGCUUAAUCGGUUUGUUGCAAGAAAGUUGUUCCACCAUUUUGUUUCAAGCAUCAAAAAUAAAGCAAUGUAAAAUCAGG
Dermacentor albipictus is the source of this 2568-nucleotide messenger RNA. Its product is annotated as pseudouridylate synthase TRUB1-like. The record is from RefSeq and is a predicted model, not a curated record. Gene Ontology annotation, biological process: mRNA pseudouridine synthesis; tRNA modification. Gene Ontology annotation, cellular component: mitochondrion. Gene Ontology annotation, molecular function: RNA binding; pseudouridine synthase activity. Lineage: Eukaryota; Metazoa; Arthropoda; Arachnida; Ixodida; Ixodidae.